Molecule: messenger RNA, 5805 nt
Organism: Anopheles coustani
Lineage: Eukaryota; Metazoa; Arthropoda; Insecta; Diptera; Culicidae
Gene: yl
Product: putative vitellogenin receptor
Exons: 4
Coding region: 136-5613 (1825 amino acids)
Molecular function (GO): calcium ion binding; protein binding
Source: RefSeq, a predicted model, not a curated record
GUUGUAUCCAGCCGUCCGGUCAGGCUCAGUCCGUAAUCCAUAUCCUGCACCAGUCCGCGUAGAGUGUGAAGUGCUGUUGUAAUUAUUUUCUGUCUUUUUGUUGUUGGUGCCAUGUGUGCAGUGUUGUAAAAAGGUAUGGAUUUCCUGGCCGUUCUGGUUUUGCUGCUGACGGCAGGCGUGAUAGCAGAACCGCGCUUCUUUGGCGGAGGUUCCUCCAAAGCAUGCGGAUCGCACGAGUUUCAGUGUGAAAAUGGUGCCUGCAUCCCGAUUUCUGGGCAUUGCAACGACAGUCAAGACUGUGCCGAUGGAAGUGAUGAAACUGACUGUGAUUUUUUCCUCUGCAAGGCACCGUUCUGGUAUCGCUGCAAGCACGACACCACGUGCAUCAGUGCCUCGAGUCGGUGUGACAAGCAGCGUGAUUGUGUUGGCGGCGACGACGAGGAAAACUGCGACAACUAUGAGGUCCCGCACAAGGCACAGUUGUGCAGCAAGUCCGAGUUCACCUGCACCGACAAAGCCUGCAUCCCGACCGACCUGGUGUGCGACGGGGUCGAGCACUGCCUGGACGGGUCGGACGAAACGAUCGGCUGCAUCGACAUCGAGAGCAAGUGCAAAGGGUUCCUGUGCAAGAACAAGCACUGCCUGCCGACGAGCAGCUGGGUGUGCGACGGGAUGAACGACUGCGGCGACGGUUCGGACGAGGAGCACUGCGUCAACGAGUGCAAUCUCGAGCACCGGAAGUUUGAGUGCAACAAUAAUCACACGUGCAUCGAUGUGGAGCAGGUGUGCAACGGAAAGGAUGACUGUGGGGAUAAUAGCGACGAGCGGGCGGGUUGCAAAUCCGAUGCCUGCACGCGUCUCAAAUGCGCACCACAGCCGUGCAAGGUAAUGCCCGACGGUAAGGCCGUGUGUCUCUGCGAACCUGGGUACAAGUUUGACGAGCCAUCGGGCAAGUGCCAGGACGUGAACGAGUGCGAUCGGUAUGGGUUGUGUUCGCAGGGUUGUAUCAAUACGCCCGGUUCGUUCCGGUGCACCUGCAUCGACAAGUUUCACCUGAUGCGCGACGGUAGAACGUGCGAGCUGUCCUCCGGCACGGAAGCGCUGAUGCUGUACACCACCCAGAAAGCCGUCGGUGGCCUUUACCUCUCCUCGAUGCACCAGUACUACAUCGCCAAAGAGCUAUCGCAGGUUAUUGGCGUCGCGUACGAUGGGAGCCACGUGUACUGGACGGACAUUGCGCACAAAACGGAAUCGAUCGAGCGCGCGCUGGAGGAUGGAAGUAAACGGGAGUUGUUGCUUACGGCGGGGCUUAUUUCCCCCGAGGACAUUGCGCUCGAUUGGUUGACCGGAAACAUAUACUUCAGCGACAGUGGGCAGAUGCACAUUGCCGUCUGCUCGAACGAUGGUUACCACUGCAAGGCGAUCAUACAGGAUCAGCUACAUAAACCGCGCGGUAUCGCACUGCUUCCCCAGAACGGAUCGAUCUUCUAUAGCGAUUGGGGUAACAAUGCACUGAUUGGGCGGGCCCGGAUGGACGGAAGCAACCAGACCGUCAUUGUCAGCGAGGGAAUCCACUGGCCGAACGGGUUGACGCUGGACUGGCCGAACGAUCGUCUGUACUGGAUCGAUGCGAAGCUGAAGCGUAUCGAAAGUAUGCGGUUUGAUGGGCGCGAUCGUGUUGUUGUUUUGUCGGACGUCCUGAAGCAUCCUUUUUCGAUUGCCGUGUUCAACGACCGCAUCUAUUGGUCCGAUUGGGAUACCAGGAGCAUUCAAUCGUGUGACAAAUUCACCGGAAAGAAUCGUCGUACGGUAGUGCACGAUCGUAUGAUCUUCGAUGUCCACAUCUAUCAUUCGAGUAUACAACCGAAGGGAAAUCAUGCCUGCUUGAACCACACCUGCUCGCAUCUGUGUCUGCUCACGACCAACGUCACCUACACCUGUGCCUGCCCGGAGGGAAUGCAACUGCACCAGGACAAGCACACCUGCGUCGAUGUGUCGAAGCGCCAGAAGCUUCUGCUAGGCAUCGGUAACUACUUGGUAUCGCUUAAGCAUCACCCAUUCGGGCGCCACGAGGCGGGCAAAGGCGAAGGGCUGCAUCUGACCAUCAGCCUGAUGGCGUUCAACAGCGUCACCGGCGAUGUGUUCAUCGCGGACAACGUGCAGAAAGCCAUCUUCACCGUGGAGCCCGAGUCGGCGAGGACGCAGCAGGUGGUUGGCAGCGGGAUCGGGCAGAUUUCCGCCCUGGCCUUCGAUUACCUGAGCAACACGCUGUACUGGGCCGAUUCCGAAAGGUCCACUAUUGAGAUAUAUAGUCUGCAGACCCAUCAUCGGUCUAUCAUUCAGCACUUCCUGGGCGAUGACGUGCCGGUCGCGUUGGCCCUCAUUCCGGAGACUGGCAAAAUGUUUAUCGCCCUCCGGUCGCUUACCGUGCCGCCGCACACGCACAUCGAUCGGCAGGAUAUGACGGGGCGCGGUGAACAUACGCACGUUAUCGAGAGCCGGCUCAGCAGUAACGGAACGAUCAGCUUUGCCGUCGAUCACGAUCUGCGGGCAAUCUUCUGGAGCGAUAUGGGUAGCAAUCGCAUCGAAAUCACCAGCUACGAGGGUGACACGCGCCACCUGUACCGGGAGUACCUUCGGCAACCGGUCGCACUUACCGUGAUCGGGAACGAGCUCUUCUGGACGGGGUACCGUUCGCAGCGGUUGUACUGGUCGGACAAGCACAACGUGGGUGCGACUAAGAAGGUUAAUAUUCAGCUUCCACCGAACAUGAGCGUACCGGAUCGGAUCCCGAUUGCGGCUACACGACCCACGCAAAAGCACGACCACCCUUGCCUGAAGAAGAACGGUGGAUGUUCGCAUAUCUGCGUUGCCGCUGGGCUCUAUUCCGGUGCUUGCGUUUGCCCAACGGGAAUGGUGUUCAAUUCUUCGCUAAGCCAAAACUGUAUCGAUGCGACGGACUGUGAGUUCCGGUGCGAGUCGGGCGAAUGUUUGCCGAAGAGCAAACGCUGUAACGGACACGUGGACUGCAAGGACCAGUCGGAUGAGCAGAACUGUGAUGCGAGCAAAGCGCGAAUCACGGCCAGUUGCAAGUGGAACGAAUUUCGUUGCACGGACGGAACGAAGUGUAUUCCGUCGAGCAGGCGUUGCGAUAAGACGAACGAUUGUACCGAUGCGUCCGACGAAGCGAACUGCGAUGGCUACGAGCGGUAUGGGACGUGCAGCGAGCUUCAGUUUACGUGCUCCAACGGGUUAUGCAUCGACGCGACUGGGAGAUGCGACGGUAUGGCUGACUGUGCCGAUGGGUCGGAUGAGGCGGGCUGUACGAAGGUGUCCAGCAAGCAGGAGCAAGCGAUAACCUGCACCAGCGGGCUGUUCCGAUGCAACAGCGGUCAGUGCAUAGCCGGUUCGUGGGAGUGCGAUGGCAGCCCGGACUGUGCCGAUGCGUCCGACGAGCAUGAAAACUGCCAUCUCAACUCGAAGGAGUGCAGUCCCGGGUACAGUAAGUGCGCGAUAGGGUACUGCAUCAAGAGUACUUUGCUGUGCGAUGGCAACGACGACUGCGGGGAUGGUUCGGAUGAGGAAAACUGCCACGACCGUCUGACCACGCAGUGUAAGGAGUCGGACUAUACCAACUCGACGGUGUUUCACUGCGGUCGAUCGAAUCAGUGCUUUGAAAUCGGAGUCCGAUGCAACGGGACGGCUGAAUGUCCGCAUGGUGAGGACGAGGCGGACUGCACGAACUGUGGACUGCACGAUUUUCAGUGCGACGAUGGCACGUGCAUCCGAAAGGAAUGGCGCUGCGAUAAGGACAUCGACUGCGACGAUGGAUCGGACGAGAAGAACUGCACCGCUUCCGCUGACUCUCGUGCGAGCGCGCACCUGGACGAGUGUGGCGAAGGAACGUUCGAAUGCCGACGUGGGGAAUGCAUUAAGCUGACGCAGGUCUGUGAUGGGAAGCGUGAUUGCUCGAACGGGAACGAUGAGGAUGGAAACUGCAACUCGGCAUGCCUCGGUGGGCUGGGCCCAUGCGAUCAGAUCUGCCGAAAGACGCCGGCCGGAUCGGUGUGCAGCUGUUUGGAAGGGUUUCAGCUGGCGGGUAGCAUGAAAAAGUGCGUCGAUAUUAACGAGUGCGAGAGUGGCCACCCGUGCGCACAGACGUGCACCAACAUCAAGGGCUCGUACCGCUGCUCCUGCCACGAGGGAUUUAUGCUCAAGUCCGACAAAAUGUCCUGCAAAGCGGUCGGAGCGACGCAGUACCUGCUCUACACAAAGUUCGAUCAAGUGCGCAAGCUCACCCUUAACCCACCGCAAAUCGAAACGCUACUGGCGGCGAAUAGUAGUAAAAUCGUGUCGAUCGAGACGAAUAUCCACGCGAACCGGUUGUACUUUUCCUCGGAGGACAGCUCGGCCCUGUACGAGGUGGACCUCGCUACGAACGCCACGAAGGUGCUACAAAAUGUCGGUGCACCGGCAAAGCUUGCGGUCGACUGGAUAUCGGGCAACGUGUACUUUAUCGAUAUGGCUGAACCGUCGAUAAAGGUGUGCAACUUUGCUCACGAAGCGUGCGCCCGGUUGGUCUCCUACACGAAGCGUAAUUUCGUCAAAGCCCUAGCCAUCGAUCCGAUAAAGAAAGUCAUGUUCUACUCGGUGCUGUAUUCGUGGAUCUUCGAAAUACCGCAUUCGAUGAUAUUCCGCGCCAACUUGGAUGGCACGCUGCAGACGCUCAUCCUCAAGCGGAAUACGCUCAUUUCGGCCAUCGCACUGGACACGCAGAGUGAGAUGCUGUACUUUACCGAUCUGAGCGGAGAUUCGCUUUGUAGCACGAACUAUCUCGGCCAACAUCUGAAGUACCUCGCCCGGGAUCAGCCGCAUCUGAUCAACAAACCGGUGGAGCUAAGUAUUUUCGAAAAUCAAGCUCUGAUCGUUAACCGAGGUUCGGCUACGAUUGGCCAGUGUCAGCUGUUCGGCAACUAUAAGUGUGCCCAGUUCAACGUCAACGUACCACCGUCACAGCAGCUCCUGCUGGUACACCAGUCCCGGCAGCCGUCGUCGUCGGCGUUGAAUGUUUGUGACGCAAAGUUUAUCAGCUGUGACCAUCUGUGUAUCCCGAUGGAGACGAAGGGACGCUGUAUUUGCCAGAAUGGACAAGAGGUGCACGAAGGGGACAAAUGUCCGGCUACUGAGGAUAGCAGUCUAGCGGUGAAACCAUUCCGCCAUGCUUUGGAGGACGAACAAUCAGCGGUAGAGCCAGACGCCGGAGAAGAGGGGUCCAGCUUUAUGUCUAAACUUUUAAAUUUCUCCUUGUACGCCCUCCUAAUAUCGGCCAUCUGCGGUGCGGGUUACUAUGUAUACUGGCAACGGUUUAGCCACAAGUUCGACGUUGGCAUACACUUUAACAACACGGAACUAAGUACCGUUGAUAAUGCGGAUGUGGAAUUGUACAAGUCCGGCUCGAAUGUACUAUCGUUCCAAGCGAAUCCUUCCAGCACGCCUGCACGCGAAGAGUGCGAUGCGGAAUGUGAAAGUUACACGCAGAACAGUACGAUAAGUGCCUCAGAUGAGAUGUAUUACGAUUAUUCGAACGAUUUGAAUGAACGUUUGAUAGUUUGAGGUGUGUUUGUGCGAGUGCUUCGCACAUAUUAAAGUUAUGUGAAUAUCGAGGAAAUAUGGAGCGUUUCGCUGGUCUUAAAACGAAGACGUUAAAUAAACUUGUCUUAAAACAAAGACUCUAACGUCACACCACAAUGAUUGUUUCGAAAGCCUAACAACUUGUUAUAGGAGAAAUAAAUGUUACGUUAUACA